This is a messenger RNA of Bursaphelenchus xylophilus (pine wood nematode), 1206 nucleotides long. The record is from the annotation of a GenBank genome assembly. Lineage: Eukaryota; Metazoa; Nematoda; Chromadorea; Rhabditida; Aphelenchoididae.
AUGCCAAUUGUUAUCCAAUAUUGGAAAAACAAGGGGGUCAAAGCGUUGUUAAUGAUUACUUUGAAGGAAGGAGAGGAAAUUAAAGACGAUAAAGCGGCUGCAAAGGUUUUAAAAUUUGCUGAGGAAGAGCUGGGUGUAAGUAAAAUGGGAUGUGGCAUUCUGUUAUCUCAGAUAUUCAUCAUUUUUUGCAUUUUUUUAGGCAAAAGUAGAGUAUUUCCGCAACAAAACACUGAAAACUGGUCAAUUUGCGCAAACUUUGAGGAGUUUUGCCGGAGGCACUGAAUUCUCAAGGAAUUUGGAUCCGGAUAAAACGGUGUUUAUCACAAGCGAUGCAGAUUUCUUCCCAAAUGAUACAAGAAAUCACAUUCCAAAAGUGAGAAAAGGGAAGGAAAUCAUGUUUUACGACCAUGAGUGCUGUGGGCAUUUGAGAUUCCGCGGAGAAAGGCAUCGGAUGUACAUGAUGAUUACAAUUGGAAUGACGUUGAGGAAGUGGAGGGAAAUCAUAGGUAGGUAAUUAUUUUUCUAAUCUGCGCGUUUCCCCUUUCAUACGUCCUGGCUAAAUUUAUGAAGUCUCAGAAAACCAAGCAAGUAUUUUCAGGGAUCCCAGACCAUCCAAUUGACGGCUAUUGGGCGGAUUCUUAUGUGAAUAGCACCUUUUUGGGGGUGAUUCACAAAAAGAACAAAAAGUGGCAAUGGUUUUUGGAUCAGCGUUUCUUCAGCAUCAAGCUGAAAAGAUGGAGGGAUAAACAUCAAGAGGAGUGAGUUGUCAAUGGAAAAUAAAAUGGUGGUGCUUAAUUUUUCAGAUUCCAAAAUAUUGUAGAAUACUACCGCCGGCAAGGACAGCCUCGUCUAGAGCGAUUUGAUUGGCCGGCAGACGAUGUCUUGGCCAGGACAGAUGUCUGGAAGACCUAUGAAAGUGCUCAUAUUACUCCGGGGAUCUUCAUGGAUCAAGUUUGGGAGAAGAAUCUCAUUUUUUACAAUCGAAUCUUCCCUUCUGAUCAGGUUAAAAAGCUGACGGAAUAUAGAAAUAGUGUGGUGGAGGUGAUGAAUGUAACCGAAACUUUGAGAAGACAUUAUCAUCCAGAGCAGAAUAAGGCGUAUUGGAAAAAGACUUUCAAAAUAAAGAACAUGCUGGGCGAAGCAAGGGAGAGCGGGAAAAGAGAGGAUCAGAAAGAAGAAAACAUUGAAGAUGGGCGAAAACAUUGA